This is a messenger RNA of Diprion similis, 751 nucleotides long. Its product is annotated as hemolymph lipopolysaccharide-binding protein-like. The record is from RefSeq and is a predicted model, not a curated record. NCBI's taxonomy places the organism in Eukaryota, Metazoa, Arthropoda, Insecta, Hymenoptera, Diprionidae. The transcript is spliced from 3 exons. The coding region runs from base 48 to 638 and encodes 196 amino acids. Gene Ontology annotation, molecular function: signaling receptor activity.
AGACGUCGAGGCCAGUGAAGCUUUCGGUAGUAAUUUUAAUCUCAGCCAUGACAAUCAUCCUUGGUGUGAUUCAAAUAUUGUUCUGUGCCACACUGGCAAUGGCACAGCAGCCAGUCCCUUAUCCUGCGAUAAACUGGUUUUAUCAACCAUCAUUCGGCUGCAACUGCGAUUCACGUAAUAUGCCGAGACCGCCAUACCUGCCGUGGAAUCAACCGCCCGCGAAAAGAGACGAUUACACGUACACGCCGGGUAUCGGCGGUUACAAAGUUCACACGCGAGCUGUUCCGUGGAACGAUGCUCGAAUGACUUGCGAAGAAGAAGGCGGUUACUUGGCCAUUCUCAACUCCAUAGCCGAAGCGAACGCAGUCACUGAGUUGUUGAAAAAAUCACCGCCAAUCACUGGAUCACCUCAUCCGGAUUUUGCCAGUAUUGGAUUUCACGAUCUUUAUCGGGAAGGCCAACAUGUGACCAUCCACGGUCAGACAUUGGCGAAAGCUGGUUUCACACAGUGGGCAGGUGGACAACCGGACAAUGCGGGUGGUAACGAAAAUUGCGGAUCCUUGCACAAAAGUGGCGGACUUAACGAUAUCGAUUGCGGUACUUCGUUUGGUUUUAUAUGCGAGUCACCAAUCUAUUGAUGAAGACAUCAAAGAAGAUUGAUCGAUUUUUAUUGACAGAUGUUAUGUCAUUGAUAAACAACGUAGAAUAUAAAAUAAGGGAAACGUAUUUCAGAUAAGUAUAUGUGGAAUAU